Molecule: messenger RNA, 1398 nt
Organism: Triticum turgidum subsp. durum (durum wheat)
Lineage: Eukaryota; Viridiplantae; Streptophyta; Magnoliopsida; Poales; Poaceae
Source: the annotation of a GenBank genome assembly
AUGCCGCCCACCAUGCUCGCGCCGGUGCCCACGAGGCCGCGCUCCCACCCCUUCCGCCGCCGGAGGGACGCGGCGGCUCCGCUCCCAGCCCAGAUCGCGGCGGCGAUGGCGGCGGGGAAGCGGCCCGCGGAGUCCUCCACAUCGGCCUCCUCCUCCUUCCGCAGCGAGGUCGUCUCCACCACCACCGCCACCUCCUCCGCCGCCGCCCUCGCCGCGGCGCAGCGCCCGGAGAAGAGGCCGAGGCGCGAGGACUCGGGCGACGCGCGGCCCGCCGCCUCCGAGUGCUCGGAGGUCAUCGGCGGCGCCACGGCGCGCCCCGCGGAGGUCGAGGCCUCCGAGUCGUCGUGCCUCCGCUCCGUCCUCCAUCCCGACCUCGCCUGCCCCGAGCUGCUCGCCGACGACGCCGAGGCGACGGAGUACUCUUCGGCCUGCGACGAGCUCACGCAGUCCGACGCGGAGGAGGAGGUGCUCAGCGCUCCCAGCCCCUGCACCGACUACUCCCUCAGCCCCCUGCUCGACACCUCCUCUUCCUCCUCCUCCGAGGACGACGACGACGACGACGACGACGCCCCUUCCUACACCUUCUCCCUCUUCAUCGACUACGCCAAGCAGUUCGUCCCCUGUGUGCAGCACAAGGCGCACGCCGUCGCCGACGCCGUCCCCAUCCCAGAGUGGAAGCAGUUGGAUGACUUGGAGGACGAGGAGAGCUACGAGCAGUUCCGGCGGCGCGAACGGCGGGGAGUGGUGGCGUGCGACUACACAGAGGUGUACGCCUCCAUGUCAGGCAACUCUGGCCGUCACGUCGUGGAGCAGCGUUCUGUCAUGGUCAACUGGAUCAUCGAGCAUGGGCAUGUGACAGAGCUGCAGCCAGAGACAUUGUUCCUGGGAAUUGGACUGAUGGACCGCUUCUUGACACGUGGAUACCUAAAGGGCUCUAGGAAUGUGCAGUUGCUGGGCAUUGCCUGCAUCACCCUAGCCACCCGCAUUGAAGAGAACCAGCCAUACAAUAGCAUCAUGCAGAAGUCUUUCAUGGUGGGGAUCAACCUUUACAGCCGGAGCGAGGUCGUGGCCAUGGAGUGGCUGGUUCAGGAGGUCCUCGACUUCCAAUGCUUCGUCACGACAGUCCACAAUUUUCUCUGGUUCUAUCUGAAGGCGGCAAAAGCAGACGACAAGGUGGAGGAUCUGGCCAAGCACCUGGCCCUGCUCACACUUCUGGACCAUAAGCACCUCGCCUACUGGCCCUCGACCGUGGCAGCCUCGGUGGUGGCCCUUGCCUGCCUUGCCACUGACAGGGAGUCCUCGUGCCAUCGGGUAAUGGAGACUCACUCGAGGACCAAGGACGACGAUCUGCCUGAAUGUUUAAUGAGUCUGGAGUGGCUGAUAAACUAUGCUUCGUAG